AUGCCUCAAAGGGCAGCUCCCCAGCAGCCUCCUCCCACUGAAAGCUGUUUACGAAGAAAGCUGAGUCUUGCCUGGGACAAAAACAAGUGAAAAGAGCAGUGUGGCUGAUGGCUUCAGCACAGGCUCUCAGUCGUUUUUCCAUCUUCUUUGAAGGUUUUUAGUUUGUUUUUCUAAUACCACACAUGCACUGAUCCCUCAAAAUGCUCUCCUCUCUGCACCUUGUUUGCAUGACCAUGUUUUUUGUGGACAACGUAUUCAGCCAGGAGACAAAAGACUGUGUAGAACUGAAUGGUGUGGGAUACAGGGGGAAUCAACAGAGCACCUCCUCUGGUCUGACUUGUAUAAACUGGAUCAACAUUACCAGGGACUAUGAUGUGAAAGACCACCCAGAUUCACAAACUGGUGUUGGAGAUCACAAUUACUGUCGAAAUCCAGACUUGGCUGAGGGGCCUUGGUGCUACAUUGCUGGACUAGAUGGAGCAACUCAGAGAGAGUUCUGCAAAAUUGAGACAUGCCAAGGCCUAGCUACAGCUGUAGCACUGGAGGCUGGGUCCCCUCGCCCAACAGAAAUCACUCCAUCCACCAACAGGAUGGGCUCCUCUGCAGGUGAAGGGGCUGAGGGGCCAUCUGUUCUGGGAGUCAGCCAAAGAGUGCGGAAAGGCCCCCAAAAAAAGAAAGAUUUGGGCACUACUGGCUAUGUGCUGGGCAUCCUCAUGAUGGCUAUCAUAAUUAUCCUUGGUGCAGGCAUCACUGUGGGCUACUUCUACAAAAGGGGUAGAGACUUGAAGAAGCAGCAUGAACAGCGAGCAUAUGAACGUGAGAUGCAGAGGAUCAGUCUGCCCCUCUCUGCAUUCUCUAACCCCACAUGUGAGCUCGUGGAUGAAAACACUAUAGUUAUUACUGCAGAGCAAGAGGCCACCCCAAUUCAGGAUGCUCUGGAGGGUGGAGAUCCACUCAUGGGUCCAGCUGGGACCCCUGGAGCAUGAAGAAGAUCUUGCUUAUGAAGGACCUACUGUACAUGCAAUUUAGUGGACCAAGACACUCCCACUAACUUGUCUCCUGACUCUGAAUGGAGCUGUGGUGCUCACUCCAAAGACUAAAUCAAAUGCUGUGUUCUGUCUCUCUGGGAAUAGUGGAAGACAUAAUUACUAAAUCUAAAAAUCAUGAUGAGAAAAAAAAGCUUUACCGUUGACAACCACACAAUCUUACUGUGUAUUCAGUGUCUUGAAAGCAAAUGCUUUUUGGUGGUUUGGAUUUGGGUAAAAACUCAUGUUUGUACAUGAGUAUCAUUUGAAGGGGAUCACUGUGAGUGUGUAAUAGUGUUAUAAACAUGGGACUCAGGGACACAAUGGUUCUGUGCGCAAAAAUAGUCCCCCUCUGUGAUGAAAGGGAGACGUGAGUGAAACGGGUGAAGACUGGGUUUUGCCAUAAUCUCAGAAACUGCCUUUCAGCAUGAUUCUUCUGAAUGUAUUUGUAUAUUUGUUACUUUUUUGUAACUGACUUAUGGGCCAAUGUUACUGACGGUUAUGUCUAUAGAAAGAGAUCAGGCCUUUAUUUGCAGGUUAAGGAGUGACAGGAAAUUCACUGUGCUCUCAGGAAGAGAGAGACAAUAGUUCUCAGGACAAAAGCUCUGAGUGUGUGCAGUACACACUGGGAAGCCUUGUGCCUGGAUUUAACUCUCACAUAGAGUUAUGCACUUAAGAGUAGAGCCGUACAUAAACUAGAAUAGUAAAUCCAAAAUGAUUAAAAUUUGUGUAUGUAAAGGUGCUGUUAUAGAUUUGAAGUUUCAGCCAUUAAUGCAGUAUGCUAGUCACAAAAAGCUGUGUUCUUUAUAUGGCCAGAAUAUCACUCCACUUUGUUUUGAACCUUCAGUUGCUGGUUAUGUUUGACUACUAUUGCUCCACCAUAUGGUGUGCUGACUCUCAUUUCAUUUUAGAAAAUGAGUUAAAAUAUUGUUUAAUAUUUUUUGAUAAGUUUGUAUGAUAGUAAGUUUUCAUGUUUUUGUGACUGAAUUAAAACUAAACUAAACUAAACAAAAAUGUGUAUUGAGCAUUUAAUAUGUAUGCUUUUGUAAAGGUGAUUUACAUUAAAUAUUAAAGGUGCUCUGUAUUC
Boleophthalmus pectinirostris (great blue-spotted mudskipper) is the source of this 2112-nucleotide messenger RNA. It is a transcript of the gene pik3ip1, whose product is annotated as phosphoinositide-3-kinase interacting protein 1. NCBI's taxonomy places the organism in Eukaryota, Metazoa, Chordata, Actinopteri, Gobiiformes, Gobiidae. Bases 201 to 986 code for a protein of 261 amino acids. The transcript has 6 exons. The record is from RefSeq and is a predicted model, not a curated record. Gene Ontology annotation, molecular function: signaling receptor binding; endopeptidase activity.